Molecule: messenger RNA, 2673 nt
Organism: Oryzias latipes (Japanese medaka)
Lineage: Eukaryota; Metazoa; Chordata; Actinopteri; Beloniformes; Adrianichthyidae
Molecular function (GO): protein binding; RNA binding
Source: RefSeq, a predicted model, not a curated record
GGCGUCACUAACAACAGUCAUCAAGGCGCGGAAACGUGAGCGCAGGCGACGUUUAGAGGCAAGAAUUUGCGCAGCAAUGUAACAUUGUACGUCAUAAAUUCUUCUAUACAGUUAGACCGUGUCUGGACUGGACGUGUGCGACAAAACAUGCAGGUAUAUACAGAAGAAACGGACGUUACGGAUGUCCGCAUGAUACGCAGUGUUUUGGACUUGUUUGACACCCGUCCUCACAUGCAAAGAAUUAUUAGAUGUGGCCUUAUGGACUUUGAUUAUGAUGAAAAUAUAGAUAUUGAUGAUUAUGACGACUGGACGGGCAGUCAAAGCAGUUUUCAUGGGUUCUCAAAUAGUGGUAGAGUUGUAGGGGGGAGCCAUACAGGGAGACCCGGCUUUGUUUAUCUUCCCGCUCUGCAUUAUGCUGCUUCUAGCCGAAGCCCUUCCUGUCCACCCGCUGUGAAAGUUCAGGCAAAGGAGAGCGAUACUGAAAGGAAAGCCAGACUACUACAAGAGGCUAAAAGAAACAAAGAAAAGGCUGAGAAGAAGCGACUUAAGAAACAGAAACGAAAGCUGAGAAAACAAAUGGAGAAGGAGAAACAAAAUCCCACCAAAGAAGAUGAGAAUAAAGACGAAGGGGGACGCUCAAAGUCGGAGGAGGACAAAUGCGUUCAAGAAGAAUCAAAGGAAGAGGCCACCUCCCGCGAUAAACAGGCUGCAGCUAGAGAUACAGAUAGUGACAGCGACAACACCGAACAUGAAUCUAGUGAUGAAGAUGGCGACUCUAAAGUCGACUCAGAGGAACUGGAUAUGACGAGUAGCUUUGUGAGCAAAGCCGCUCUGAUAGCGAAACGCCAAUUGGAGCAGAAUCCAAGAGCCGAGAAGAAGAAGAAUCCCGACAAAGAAAGGCCUAAAAACGCUGCAGCUGAGGAGCUCAAGGACUGUAGCUCCAGCUUGGAGGACAACGUUAAAAUAAGCACCGAGUUUGCAAUUUUAGGAAAUAAGUUUGCCAAUGGCGGAGACUAUAAUAUGGCGGUGAAGUAUUUUACACAUGCAAUCAAGUUCAACCCUAAAGAGUUCAAGCUCUUCGGCAAUCGGUCGUUCUGUUAUGAGAAGCUGCUAGAAUACGACAAAGCUCUGACCGACGCCGAGAUCUCCCUUGACAUCAGCCCGGACUGGGUUAAAGGCCUGUAUAGGAAAGGCCGAGCUUUGGCAGGACUUAAGAGGUAUGAAGAAGCUGCUCAGGCCUUCAAGGAGGUUCUCAAACUGGAAAGCUCGUAUGCUGAAGCUGCCCAGGAGCUUUUGCGGAUGCAGAUGAUACAACUAAUGCAAUAUGGUUUUACUCGGGAGCAGAGCUCGAACGCUUUAAUUAUUCACGGGACGGUCCACAAAGCCUUAGAGGCCCUGUCCAAACUCACCUGUAAUCCAGAAGCUAUUCGGAACGGGACCCCCCCACCAGCUCAAGUAGCAAACGUCAACGGAGUUUCUCCCAUCCUGUCGGCCAAUAGAAUUCACUCGCCUCGCGCUGCGUCUCCAAAGGCCAAAGAGCCGCUUUUAAAAACCAACCAUGACGCACCGCCUUCCCAGAAUCAAUCAACUCCACCAAUGAAGGAUGAGGAACGACGGCAACAACCCCCACUGGAACUGUUUCCGGUCUGGGUUGGAAACCUGGUUUACCCGGUAACCGAGGCCGAGAUCACCAACGUGUUUAACAAGGCUGGACCCGUACAUAGUGUGAAGAUUCUGCAGUUCAAACGCUGUGCCUUUGUCAACUUUCCAAAGCAAGAGCAUUGUAAAGAAGCAAUCCAACGCUUGCAUGGUUUUAUGCUGAAUGGCAUGAAGAUAGCGGUCAGAUACCCAGACAGGAUCCCUGCAGGAAUGGGUAUUUCCAAAUCUGCACUAAAGGCUAAAGAUCUGCAGGAGGAGAACCCCAGGCAAGGGAGGUUUCCUGCUGUGGACGGGAAGCCUUUCCGUCCUUUCAGACCUCCGGACCGCCGCGGCGCCACCUAAAGGGAAGAAACGACGGCUUCAAGCAGCUGAGCGCUCUGUCGAAGAAACCCUCCUGUGCCAUUUAGGAUGUGCUUUCACGCCUUUUCUUUCGGAAGUGUUACCAAAAUGAUUGUUCAGCUGCAUAAAUGUCUUCACGGAAAGGUAGACAUUAUCAGUAUCGACCAAAACGUAUCCUAUAUUUGCGAGGAAUUAUCAAUAAGCUUGACAAAAUGUGCACAAAAGCCAGAAGUUUUUCUUUUUUUCUUUUUUUUUUUUACAAAUACUCGUAUUGUUUAAUUCAUGAAGCCGCCCCAGUGUUGUAUUUUUGGAGGAAAUGUCCAAUAGUAAUAAACAAUAAUAAUUCUAAAUUGCUUAUAGAAAUGCUCCCCCUGCAGGCUGAACAGAGAAGUACAACAGUUAUGUUCUUGAUUAUAUUAAUAGAACCUGAAUGUGGCCUGUAACUCUUACAUUGUGUUUUUAUUCAUUCAAAGUUUUUGACUUAAUGUUUUAAUAGGUUUUUCAAAAUAAAAAAAGUGGCCGUUUAUUUGCUUGUUCAUCCUCAGCUGCUUUCUGACUUCUUCUCCAGAGCUUAAUCGUGAGGAUGUCGCUCAUGAACCCUUAAUAUGAGAAGAAACUUACUCUGUGACCGUUUCUGCUGCAUCUUCAUAAUAAACUUCAUAUUGUCCAUUUAAA